AUGGCGGUUACCUGCCAGGUCAAUGGCCGACAUUCUGGACGUUUCGGCCAGAUCCUAGGCUGGGCCGGUUUGAUCAAGGUUGAUGGCAAAACUCUCGUUUGGAUGGGCGCACCGAGCGGCUACAGCAACCUGAUCAACCAGACUUCGUUUGAAUACACAUCAACCAAAAGCAUAUUCACCUUCAAUGCUUAUAACAAAGUCAAAUUGCAGGUUACCUUUCUCUCACCACUUACUCCGAAUGAUUUGAAGCGUCAAUCGCUCCUCUUCUCUUACAUUAACGUGGAAGUCACCUCGCUAGAUAACUUGGAGCAUAAUGUCCAGGUCUAUACCGAUAUUAGUGCUGAAUGGACUUCAGGCGAUAAUAACAACAUAGCCCAGUGGAAUUUUGGCACCACAUCAGACGGCAUCUCUUACCACAAGGUGUGGAAGCAGAACCAGCAGCUUUUCAGUGAGGCCAACGACCAUGCGGAAUGGGGAAACUGGUACUACGCCACCAAAUCAGUAGACGGCCUGACCUACAAGUCUGGGGCUGACUCUGACGUCCGCGGUGCUUUCGAUCGUUCUGGAAAGCUUGAUAAUUCAAAAGACACUCAGUUUCGCGCAAUCAACUCUCAAUGGCCUGUUUUUGGAUACGCCGUGGAUAUGGGCUCAGUAGGCACCCAAGGAAAGAGCCAGCUGUUUACGAUCGGCUUGUGCCAAGACUUGGCCAUUCAGUUCCUCGGCGCUAAUGGGCUCACUCUUCUGCCUUCGUUGUGGAAGAGCUAUUUCGCAGAUGAUCUCUCUGCAUUGUCAUUCUUUUACAACGACUAUGCCGACUCAGGCAAGCUAUCUACCCAGCUUGACAAUCAGAUCUCAACUGACUCAAAGGCGGUUGGCGGAAACAAUUACGCCAUUUUGACUACUCUGGCAGCCCGCCAGGCAUUCGGAGCCACGCAGCUCGUUGGCACACAAGAAAAGCACUACCUGUUCCUCAAGGAGAUUUCAUCCAACGGUAACACACAGACGGUAGAUGUCAUUUAUCCUGCCUCGCCCAUUUUCUGCUACACCAACCCAGAGCUGCUCAAGUUGAUGCUCGAUCCUCAUUUUGAAAACCAAGAGAGUGGCCACUAUCCGAACAAAUGGGCCAUUCACGAUCUGGGCACCCAUUACCCGAACGCUACCGGCCAUGCUGACGGUAAAGAUGAACCCAUGCCGCUGGAAGAGUGCGGUAACCAAAUCAUCAUGGUAUUGGCGUACGUGCAGCGAUCUGGAAACACCGAUUACAUCAAACAGCAUUACAAGAUUCUCAAGCAGUGGGUAGAGUACCUUGUAGAAGACAGCCUUUACCCAGCCGAGCAGCUUUCAACAGACGACUUCGCCGGCCAUCUCGUCAACCAAACCAACCUCGCGCUCAAAGGCAUCAUCGGCAUCGAAGCCAUGUCACGCAUGUCGGACAUGAUUGGCGAGAGCGCCGAUGCCAAAAACUACACAUCAAUUGCCCACAACUAUAUCGCAAAAUGGGUAGACCUCGGCGUGAACAAAGCCGCCAACCCGCCCCACGCCAUCCUCAAUUACAACAACGCCAGUAGCCAUGGCCUCCUUUACAAUCUCUACAACGACCGUCUUCUCUCGCUCAAACUUGUCCCAGAUGACGUCUACACCAUUCAAUCCGCCUUUUACCCCACCAUUGAGCAAAAAUACGGUGUCCCCCUCGACACGCGCAAUCCCUACUACACCAAAUCCGACUGGGAGGUCUUUUGCGCCAGCAUCGCGAGCAACACCACGCGCGAGAUGUUUCUCGAUGACCUGGCCACAUGGGUGGGGCAGACACCGACGAGCAAGCCGUUUACGGAUUUGUAUGAGACCAACGAUGGGACGGGCACUCCUGGCAUUGAUUUCAAGGCAAGACCGGUCAUGGGUGGCAUGUUUGCGCUGUUAUUGGUCGAAGGGAAAGGAUAUACUGCGCCACAGGGCGCGGCAUGA
Messenger RNA from Exserohilum turcica Et28A, 1962 nucleotides. RefSeq lists its product as uncharacterized. The transcript has 4 exons. Bases 1 to 1962 code for a protein of 653 amino acids. Gene Ontology annotation, biological process: carbohydrate metabolic process. The record is from RefSeq and is a predicted model, not a curated record. Lineage: Eukaryota; Fungi; Ascomycota; Dothideomycetes; Pleosporales; Pleosporaceae.